GAUGUACUCUGUCGUCAGAGAAAAAUCUCACGAUCACACAUAACAAGUUUACUAGCCAGGAGAACAAGCUUAUUAGCCAGGAGAACAAGUUUACUAGCCGGGAGAACAAGCUUACUUGCCUGGAGAACAAGCUUACUAGCCAGGAGAACAAGCUUACUAGCCAGGAGAACAAGCUUACUAGCCAGGAGAACAAGCUUACUAGCCAGGAGAACAAGCUUACUAGCAAGGAGAACAAGCUUACUAGCAAGGAGAACAAGCUUACUAGCCAGGAGAACAAGCUUACUAGCCAAGAGAACAAGGUCACACUAUCCACCAAGAACAAACUCACACUGAACUAUGGAUUAAUUGCAACUCGCUGCAACACCGCCUCGAUGCACGAUCAGGUUGACAUGGUUGGCUGUCGCUACAUCAAGGCUUUUCCAGACUGCUGCUUGGCUGUUCCCAGAUUGCGAAGAGAUAUUGAAAGUGAUCAGAGAACAAGUAAUGAAGAUGAUAAUGAGACAAACGUAGCAGACAGAGACCACUCAGGGGCUCGAGCACCCUCAAGCUCUCAAGCUGAGAGCUGUGCUGAGGGCUGUGCUGAGGGCGGUGCUGAGGGCGGCGCUGAGGGCUGUGCUGAGAGCUGUGCUGAGAGCUGUGCCGAGGGCUGUACUGAGGGCUGUGCCGAGGGCUGUGCUGAGGGCUGUGCUGAGGGCUGUGCUGAGGGCUGUGCUGAGAGCUGUGCUGAGAGCUGUGCUGAGGGCGGCGCUGAGGGCUGUGCCGAGGGCUGUGCUGAGGGCUGUGCUGAGGGCUGUGCUGAGGGCUGUGCUGAGGGCGGCGCUGAGGACGGCGCUGAGGGCUGUGCUGAGGGCUGUGCUGAGGGCUGUGCCGAGGGCUGUGCUGAGGGCUGUGCCGAGGGCUGUGCUGAGAGCUGUGCUGAGGGCUGUGCUGAGAGCUGUGCUGAGGGCGGCGCUGAGGGCUGUGCUGAGAGCUGUGCUGAGAGCUGUGCUGAGGGCUGUGCUGAGGGCGGCGCUGAGGAAGGCGCUGAGGGCUGUGCUGAGAGCUGUGCUGAGAGCUGUGCUGAGGGCUGUGCUGAGAGCUGUGCUGAGGGCGGCGCUGAGGGCUGUGCUGAGAGCUGUGCUGAGAGCUGUGCUGAGGGCUGUGCUGAGGGCGGCGCUGAGGAAGGCGCUGAGGGCUGUGCUGAGAGCUGUGCUGAGAGCUGUGCUGAGGGCUGUGCUGAGGGCGGCGCUGAGGAAGGCGCUGAGGGCUAG
This is a messenger RNA of Procambarus clarkii (red swamp crayfish), 1250 nucleotides long. NCBI's taxonomy places the organism in Eukaryota, Metazoa, Arthropoda, Malacostraca, Decapoda, Cambaridae. The record is from RefSeq and is a predicted model, not a curated record.